AUCGGUAUAAGCAAUGCUGGCCCUGUAGUUACUUUGUAUCAGAUUCAUUUUGUUGUUGUUGCGUUAGACUUUUAAUUUGUAAACCAUCAAAGGAAGUUGCUUCUUGGAGCAGCUGGUUUGACAAUAUUGCCGCUGCUACAGUUGUGUAUGAGCAAAGGUGAUGCCAACAUCCGCUGAGGGAGAGCCAGAGCGCAGACAAUGAGGGGCUGUUAGAGGAAGGAAAAGCGGUAUUUCUCACUUCCACCUUAUUUUUUCCAUAUCAGGAAAAAACAGCGCAGAGGAUCCAGCCAGUGCGCGCUGAUUGUAGUGUUCAAAACAAGGCGGGGCUGACGCCGCCGUCUGAUUUUGGACAAACCACAAGUAGGUUAGCGCAGACACUAACAGGGGAGAGUGCUGCUGCUACCCCCCGCCGCUGCUUUUGUUGUUUUUUUAUGACAUCUGAAAGUCAAGCAUGAAUUCAGCCGAACAGACGGUAACGUGGCUCAUAACGCUCGGAGUCCUGGAGUCUCCCAAGAAAAGCAUCUCGGAUCCAGAGGCUUUCCUCCAGGCGUCCCUGCAAGAUGGAGCGGUGCUGUGCAGGCUGCUGGAGCGACUCAGACCCGGGACGGUGGACAAAUUUUUCCAGGAGCCGAGGGGCGACAGCGAGUGUCAGAGGAACAUAACCGAGUUUGUUAAAGGCUGCGGGGCUUUCGGUGUGGAGCCUUUCGAGGUCAAUGACCUGCUGCAGGGACUGAACUUCUCUAAGGUGCUAAACUCCUUGGUUGCCCUCAACAAAGCUACUGAAGAUUUGAGUGUUUCUGGGGACACCGUAUGUGUGGCACACUCCUCAACCUCAAGGAUCAAGUCCUUUGACUCUCUGAACACUCAGAGUCGCUCCUUGAAACUGCUGCAGCCUCAGUACCGCAGCCUGGACAUGUCAGAGGGCAGUGGGUGUGGCCAGCUGUUGGUCAGGGCACGCUUCCCCUUCCAGCAGACCAAUGAGGACGAACUGUCUUUCUCCAAGGGUGACCUCAUUAUUGUGACCAGGCAGGAGGAGGGGGGCUGGUGGGAAGGCACGCUGAAGGACAAGACUGGGUGGUUCCCCAGUAACUAUGUACGGGAGCUGAAAGGAAAUGACAAAACGUUAGACAAGCCAAAGUCUGGGACGCUCAAAAGUCCGCCCAAAGGCUUUGAUACCACUAUCAUCAACAAGACCUAUUACAAUGUGGUCCUACAGAACAUCCUGGAGGCAGAGACUGAAUAUUCAAGGGAGUUACAGAGUCUCUUGGGUUCAUACCUUCGCCCACUUCAUCCCACAGACAGACUCAGCAGUGUUGACAUUGGUCACAUUCAGGCAAACCUGGAAGACAUUUCAACCUUUCAGCAAAUGCUGGUUCAGUCUUUGGAAGAGCACACCAAGUCAGUAUAUAUUUAUUUUCUUAGUCUUUACUGUGCAUGUCAUAUUUUUGAGUUUGAGGAGCUGAAAGAGUACAUGGAGUCAAAAGGAGCACCCCCUCCUGGGAUCUUGGCACUGACCACUAGCCUAAGUAAACCCUUCAUAAGACUGGAUAGAUACCCAACCCUGCUGAAAGAACUGGACAGACAUAUGGAAGACCAACACCCUGACAGAGCUGAUCUACAGGCUUCUAUGACAGCCUUUAAAAACCUCUCUGCUCAGUGUAAGGAAAUCAGGAAGAAGAAGGAACUGGUGUUGCAGAUUUUAACAGAGCCGAUCAGAAACUGGGAAGGAGAUGAUAUCCGAACUCUUGGCCCUGUCCUUCACAUGUCCCAGGCCGCAGUUCACUCACAGAACUGUCCGGAGUCAAAUGAAUGCUACCUCCUUCUCUUCCAUCACACUCUGCUCAUGGUCUCUGCCAGCCUGAGAAUGAGUGGAUUCAUCUAUCAGGGGCGGAUACCAUUAUCAGGAAUGCUUAUUUCCAGGAUAGAGGAUGGAGAAAACUUGAAGAAUGCUUUUGAAAUAUCUGGCAGCCAGGGUGAGCGCAUCCAGGUAGCAUGUAACAGUCAGCACGAUCUGCAGGAAUGGCUGGACCUUCUCACUAAACACACCCAUGCUCCGGCUGCAUCCACACACAAGACUCUGUCUGUCUGUCACACACUGCCCUCUCACCCUGUCACUCCCUCUAGAAACUCGGAGUCUCGUGGAGGGAGCAGUGUGAACACUUACCACACCCUUCCCCAUGUCUCCUUGCAUGGGAUGGGAAUCAGCAGCCCUAUGUGGGGACCCCUGGAGCCACCGAGUACCCCCAAACCCUGGAGCUUAAGCUGCCUUCGCCCUGCUCCUCCACUCCGGCCCUCUGCUGCUCUCUGCUACAAGGAGGACAUGAGUAAGAGUCCUAAGAAUGUGAAGAAGCUCCUCCCGAAGAGGAAGCCAGAGAGGAAACCCUCAGAAGAGGACUUCACUGUCAGAAAAAGUACAGCAGCUCUAGAGGAGGAUGCUCAGAUACUCAAAGUCAUUGAAGCUUAUUGUACCAGUGCCAAGACACGACAGACUCUUAACUCCAUCUCCUUGCAUGGGAUGGGAAUCAGCAGCCCUAUGUGGGGACCCCUGGAGCCACCGAGUACCCCCAAACCCUGGAGCUUAAGCUGCCUUCGCCCUGCUCCUCCACUCCGGCCCUCUGCUGCUCUCUGCUACAAGGAGGACAUGAGUAAGAGUCCUAAGAAUGUGAAGAAGCUCCUCCCGAAGAGGAAGCCAGAGAGGAAACCCUCAGAAGAGGACUUCACUGUCAGAAAAAGUACAGCAGCUCUAGAGGAGGAUGCUCAGAUACUCAAAGUCAUUGAAGCUUAUUGUACCAGUGCCAAGACACGACAGACUCUUAACUCCACCUGGCAAGGAACUGACCUCAUGCACAACCACGUACUCGCUGACAACAGCCUCACAGUGGCUGGCUUGCCUGGCAACCCUCCGUGUUCUGACCAAUCAGAGGACUCGGAUUAUGACAGUAUCUGGACUGCCCAUAGUUACAGGACUGCCUCAUUUUCUCGCUCCAGUAGGAAGGACGUCCAGGUGUUGUUCCCAGAAGAGGAGAAGAUUAUAGUGGAGGAAACAAGGAGCAAUGGACAGACUGUAGUAGAGGAGAGGAGUCUGGUGGACACUGUGUACAGCCUCAGAGACGAAGUCCAGGAACUCAAACAGGACAACAAGAGGAUGAAGAGGACGCUAGAGGAGGAACAGCGGGCAAGGAAAGAGCUGGAG
Messenger RNA from Neolamprologus brichardi, 3193 nucleotides. The record is from RefSeq and is a predicted model, not a curated record. NCBI's taxonomy places the organism in Eukaryota, Metazoa, Chordata, Actinopteri, Cichliformes, Cichlidae.